Molecule: messenger RNA, 996 nt
Organism: Phytomonas sp. EM1
Lineage: Eukaryota; Euglenozoa; Kinetoplastea; Trypanosomatida; Trypanosomatidae
Source: the annotation of a GenBank genome assembly
AUGUACGGGCAGCAGUUUAUGUCGAAUCAAGUGUAUGGACAGCCGGGAAUGAUGCCAUAUCCAUCUGGCAUGCUUCAGUCACAAGUUGCACCUAACAUGUCCGGAACCAUGAUUCCUAACUAUGAUCCACGGCAAGUGUAUCAGGGAGCAUUUCCGCCUUCCAUGUCUGCCUCUCUGAUGGCUCCGUCGAAACAACAGUGCCAGCAGCAGUCAAUGCAACAAAACCAGCGAAACAGUGCCCAAUCUUCCCGCCCCAUGCGGUCCCGAAACAAUGAAAUUGGAGACGUCAGCAGUGUAAUCCACAUGCGAAAUGUCACACCGGAAGUGACGCAACUUAGCAUUCAAAAUUUUGCUGCUAACUUUGGCAAUAUUAAGCAUAUUGUGAUGCUCCGCCAAAUGAAUCAAGCUCUUGUGGAAAUGGAAAGCAAAAAAUCCGCACAGCAGCUGGUGGACUUUUUUAAAGACCCUGGUUAUGUCGAAGUGGAUGGUCGGCGUGUUUACAUAAGAUACAGCAAUCACCAGAGUCUCACUGCCACUCAGCAAGUCAGCCGUACACUCCUGGUAUCCAUGUUUAAUACGCAGUAUGAUGUGUCCUCAGCUGCGCAGAUUACUCCCGAAAUUGUCUACCAAAUCUUCUCGAGCUACGGUACAGUACAAAGGAUAGUAGUGCUGCCUAAAAAUGAGUCUAGCCAGUGGAACUAUAACCGUGUUCAAGCACUUGUUCAGUUCGAUAAUCGAGAAAAUGCUGAGCAUGUCAAGAAUAUUUUGCAGGGACAACCUGUUACAUUAGGUGACACUGUAACUUUCAUGUUGGAUAUUCAGUUCUCUCGUAUGGAUGAAAUUAAAACCACUAAUCCAAUGACUUCGAUUGUGGUGGAUGAGAAUGGAAUGGCACAGCGCCCACUGAUGCAGCAGCAAACACCUUCUCAGCCGCCGAAUGUGCCGGCACGAGGGGGUGGUAUAUAUGUUGGAUCAUCGGCACAACAGUGGAGUUAG